UAUUGAAUGUUUUAGGGUGAAGGUUUUGUGCUACCAAGGAUUAUAGAAAAGUGUGGGCAUGAUAUCUGUGAGAAGUGUAUCAUCAACAUAUUUGAGACUGGAGCGGCGACUGUAGAAUGUCCUUUUCCCGGCUGCAAAACCAUAUCUUCCUCUCUGGAUUUGAACCAGUAUCCUGUGAAUAAUCUUCUACUAGAUUUGAUAAAUAACAUGAAACCCAUCCCUGUACCACAGCUUGAAAGAGUACAUGAAGAUUUGUCAAUUCCAUCUACCUGUGUUCAUCAUAAGAAGGAGACUCGGUUUUAUUUCAUAGGGUUGGAUAUGUUUGGUUGUGAGAUAUGUGCAGAAGAAAUCCCUUCUUACGCUGUCAGUAUUCACCAAUUUCCGCCCUACAACCAGAGGUUACUGUUUGAUAUAAAUGGUUUGAUAACUGCGUGGAAGACUAGAAAAGUCCAGACCUUGAAGAGUUUGGAGAAUCCACUUCUUGAGUUUCAGCAUACCAUUAGGAAGAAAAUUAGAGAUCUUCACAGAGAAGUGGAUAAACUGGAGAAUAAACUCAUUAAACAACUUCAAGACGAACUGUUCCACCAACAGGAGUUGAAGGAUAGAGCUUCACAGGACCAGAAUGAGGAAAUUCUUCACCUCCUCAAGCUUCAGGAGAUGGCAAAACAGAGUUUAGUACUACAAUCAGAUUCCGCCAGCUGCAAUACUUACAAGUUGGAGAAACUAAUUUCAGACCUGGAGAAUAAAACACCAACAUUUAUUGAAUGGAUGGGAGUCCCCCAUCUUGAUUUAGACCCGGAGUACUUAAACAGAAUUCUUGAGGACAAUAUUCAGCUCAGUGUUAAUUAUCCACACAUCUCUCAAGACUGUGCAAUCCUGCCAGAAUCAGAGCCUGAACCUGUAAUCCAAGUUAUAAACCAACCCCUGACUAGUGUUGAAAUCACCCCUGCUGAGCUUCUCAGCGUGACCCACAUUAAUUCCCCGUCUCUGUUCUAUAUAAGGAAGGUGAGCAGCCAGGAUCUGCUGUAUAGUUUACGAGUUCUGCUUCAGAGACAAGGUCUCCAGCGUGUUGGAGCGGAGGAAAUUAAACUAGAUCUAGAGAUCUGCUCAAACCUCAGGAGAGGAAGAGUUACACGGAUCAAUGAGAAUUCGGUUCACCUGUAUCUGCUGGACUCUGGGGAGACUGUUGAAGCAGCAAAGGGUUCCCUCUAUCAUCUUCCUGAUCUUGCUAGACAACAACCUCCUCUAGCAUAUCCUUGCAAACUUAGGUUUGUUGAGCCACUGUUGAGCCAUGUAGUGGAGGGUGGAGAGAAGAAAUGGAGGAUUGGAGCCAUUCAAGAGUUCGUAACACUUACAAGGAAUAAGAAGUUAGUGAUUCCUAGUUACUCCAGCUCAGACUCUAUACUAGAGAUAGAUCUCUGCUAUCUUCCUCAACCCAACACAUCUCUCCAGGAGUAUGUGAACCUAGGAGAUAUCCUGGUGUUUAGGGAACUAGCUGCUCAUACACACAACAAACCAGACAAAAAACGUAAUUUCCCCUUCCCCCAACCCAACUACUCCCAUCGCGAAGAAGCUUGUGUUGUUGUUGAACGUGUGUUUUCUCCUCAAUGGUUCUACGUGAGGUCCUCAGGUUCAGCCAUUAAGAAGAGAGUGGACGCAAUUAAACAGGAGAUUCAGAAGAUUGAUGUUAGAACCUUGACAUUAAUACUAGCUCCGGCAGUCAACCAACCCUGUAUUUUUAUUGGAGAAAGUUUAUUCAGAGGAGUUAUAAGCAGAGUUCUUAGGGAGAAAAAGGUUGAGGUAACACUGAUUGAUGUUGGAACUACAGCUGUGUGUCAGCUCAAAGCAAUCCGUUCUAUUCCUCAUCAGCUGCUUAGUAUCCAGUGCCUAGUUAGACUAGUUAGACUAGAUGAUGUUUUCCCUGUGUCUGGUGAAGAUUGGAAUGCAUCAGCAAACACUGCUUUUAAAAAUGUUACUUUGGGAAAGGAGUUCCGAAUGUGCCUGGAGACUCCUGCAGAACCAGAUCAACCUCUAACUGUAUCUCUUUAUGAGUCCUACUCUGAUUGUGAUGUUAGCAUUAAUUCCUUGAUGGUUUAUCUCAAUCAUGCACGAUGCAAGGAUAGGAGGCAUAUUCAGGUCAAGUUUACUAAACCUGACAGUGGAACUAAAAAUAAACAGGGGUUUAACAUGUUCAAUGCUAAUAUUCUACCUUGGGGACCUUUCCCUCCACGCCUUCCACAGCCACGUCCUCGACCUUUAAAGGUUUUUACUCCUGGGACUGAGAUCAAGUGCAAGGUUGUAAGCGUUGUUUCACCAAAUAGGAUCUGUGUCAUUCCAGAAGAGUUCAUUUCUGAAGAGAUAAAUCUAACAACACGUAUUAUAGAAGAGGUGAGGAGGGAGGGCGUGGUGUUGAAGGAGCUGAAGGUUGGAAUUAAAUGUUUAGCCAGGAAUUCUAGUAUGUCCUUCUGUAGAGGGGUCCUCCUUGAGGUCGGAGAAGACAGGUUGGUGAUCUAAUCAUUCCCCAGAUAA
Messenger RNA from Eurytemora carolleeae, 2529 nucleotides. RefSeq lists its product as uncharacterized. The coding region runs from base 208 to 2514 and encodes 768 amino acids. The transcript has 26 exons. The record is from RefSeq and is a predicted model, not a curated record. NCBI's taxonomy places the organism in Eukaryota, Metazoa, Arthropoda, Copepoda, Calanoida, Temoridae.